GACUACUUUGGCUUUCAAUUUCAAUCCAAAAUGGCACAAUUACCUCCUAGAGUACCAAACAUGAUUAAAAAUUGGCCUGAUUUUUCACCACAUCAAAAAAUUGAAACCACUACUGUCAAUCACCAUCAGAACCCGUCAUGGGUAGAUGAAUUCCUCGACUUCUCAUCAUCAAAACGAGGGUCUCAUCGGAGAUCCAUUAGCGAUUCCAUCGCGUUUCUCGAAGCUCCAAUGGUUGAAGAAUGCCGAAUUAGGCUAUCGAGUUCGGGUACUCGGACAACAACGGGCACGGAAUUCGAUCGAUUCGACGAUGAACAACUUAUGUCUAUGUUUAAUAAUGACGACAUUGCAAAUAAUAAUAAUGAACACAACUCCAAUCCUUCGUCCCCUUCGGAUCAUAACAGUAUUAAUCACGAAGAAAAGAAAGUUAUUCAUGGAGAGGAGCAGCAUCCGCAACAGCUUAAGAUUGAACCUGAAGAAGUUGAAAGUUCAUGCAAGUCUGAUAAUGAACAAACUACUGCUGAUGAUCUUGCUGAUAGUUCUAGCGAAAAAAUCAUCGAUCCGAAGAGAAUUAAAAGGAUCUUGGCAAAUAGACAAUCAGCACAAAGGUCACGGGUGAGGAAAUUACAGUACAUAUCAGAGCUAGAACGUAGCGUUACUACACUUCAAGCUGAAGUUUCAGUAUUGUCACCAAGAGUUGCAUUUUUGGACCACCAACGUUUGGUUCUAAAUGUUGAUAAUAGUGUCCUCAAGCAAAGAAUUGCAGCUCUUGCCCAAGAUAAAAUAUUUAAAGAUGCUCAUCAAGAAGCAUUGAAGAGAGAAAUAGAGAGGUUGAGGGAAAUAUAUUACCAACAGAACUUAAAGAAGAUGGAAAAUGAUGAUGAUGAUGAUGAACACCCAAUAAAGACACAACAAGAUGUUAAUGGCUCUGAGAAGAAAGAACAGCUUGUCAACUGAUUUUUCAGCUAUAGGAUGAAAAAAGAAUGUAGCUUGAGGAGAAGCACUAAGCAGAUUCAUGUGGUGUUUGGACCUACCAAGAAAGUUUCUUAUUAUGGAGGGGACAAGAUAAGGUCACUUGAAUUCUUGCAUUGAUCUCUCAAUUUCUAGGGGACCAUAUAAACAACUUAAAUUGUUUUUCUGCUUAGGGAUGAGUGUCUUAUUAUUUUUAUUUUUAUUUUUCAAUCAUUAAUUUCUCUAUUUUUUUAAUUAGAAAAUAUUUCUAUGAACUACUUUCAAAAAUUUUAUUGUUGGAAGGGGGCAUGUGGAGUUCUUUGUAUUGGGGAUUGUGACUUGUCAGUUAGCUGUUUGAUGUCAGGGUUAGUCAGUGCUUUUCUUGUGAGUGGUUGUUAUUUUUAAUUAUUUUUUUUAUCUUGUUACUAUGUAUUAUCUUGGUAAAUGUAAAUAUUUCUUUCAUUUUAUUGUAUUUGAAAUC
Solanum verrucosum is the source of this 1429-nucleotide messenger RNA. RefSeq names its product basic leucine zipper 61-like. Lineage: Eukaryota; Viridiplantae; Streptophyta; Magnoliopsida; Solanales; Solanaceae. Bases 31 to 954 code for a protein of 307 amino acids. Gene Ontology annotation, molecular function: DNA-binding transcription factor activity; DNA binding. The transcript is spliced from 5 exons. The record is from RefSeq and is a predicted model, not a curated record. Gene Ontology annotation, biological process: positive regulation of DNA-templated transcription. Gene Ontology annotation, cellular component: nucleus.